Messenger RNA from Anthostomella pinea, 1677 nucleotides. The record is from the annotation of a GenBank genome assembly. NCBI's taxonomy places the organism in Eukaryota, Fungi, Ascomycota, Sordariomycetes, Xylariales, Xylariaceae.
AUGGGUGCUUGUCAAUCAUGCUGCGGAGGCAAAUCCCGCGACGGUCUCUACGAACCUGUAUUGGCCGACAGUGAGCGAGAAGCUGUCGCCGACUUGCUUCAAUAUCUCGAGAACCGCGGCGAGACCGACUUCUUCUCCGGCGAACCCCUUCGAGCCCUGAGCACGCUUGUCUUCUCCGAUAACAUAGACUUACAGAGGAGCGCGAGUUUGACAUUUGCAGAGAUAACCGAGCGAGAUGUUCGCGAAGUCGACCGAGAUACCCUCGAACCGAUCCUCUUCCUCCUUCAAAGCCCCGAUAUCGAGGUACAGAGAGCGGCUAGUGCGGCACUGGGAAACUUGGCCGUUAACACCGAGAACAAAGUCCUAAUAGUCCAGUUGGGCGGACUGACACCCCUCAUCCGUCAAAUGCUCUCCCCAAAUGUCGAGGUCCAGUGCAAUGCUGUCGGGUGCAUCACGAACCUGGCGACACACGAGGAGAACAAGGCAAAGAUUGCACGAUCGGGAGCGCUUGGUCCGCUUACGCGGCUAGCCAAGUCGAGGGAUAUGAGGGUUCAGCGGAAUGCGACAGGAGCCUUGCUCAAUAUGACACAUUCAGACGAGAACCGAAUACAGCUUGUCAACGCCGGCGCCAUUCCCGUCUUGGUACAGCUCCUCUCGUCUCCCGAUGUCGAUGUCCAAUACUAUUGCACGACUGCCCUCAGCAACAUUGCCGUCGAUUCCAACAACCGAAGAAAACUUGCUUCGUCGGAGACAAAGCUGGUUCAGUCGCUAGUCAACCUGAUGGAUUCUUCAUCGCCGAAAGUACAGUGUCAAGCUGCAUUAGCUCUUCGAAACUUGGCCUCGGACGAAAAGUAUCAGCUCGAUAUUGUCCGCGCCCAGGGACUCAACCCCUUGUUACGCCUACUACAGUCCUCAUACCUCCCACUCAUCCUUUCAGCUGUCGCCUGCAUACGGAACAUUUCCAUUCACCCCUCGAACGAAUCACCUAUUAUCGAGGCCGCAUUCCUGAAGCCCUUGGUGGAUCUACUAGGCUCGACUGACAACGAGGAGAUCCAGUGUCACGCCAUUUCAACGCUUCGAAACCUGGCAGCCAGCUCUGACCGGAACAAGGCCUUGGUACUAGAGGCUGGUGCGGUACAAAAAUGCAAGCAACUCGUCCUGGAUGUGCCCGUCACUGUUCAAUCGGAGAUGACGGCGGCGAUUGCGGUAUUGGCUCUGUCGGACGAUCUCAAGACACACUUGUUGAAUCUUGGCGUCAUCGAGACUCUGAUUCCUCUCACCCACUCUCCCAGUAUCGAAGUUCAAGGGAACAGUGCUGCCGCACUUGGCAACCUGUCCUCAAAAGUGGGCGACUACUCUAUAUUCAUCCAAGACUGGUUAGAACCGAACGGAGGCAUUCAUGGUUACCUGAGCAGGUUCCUGGCUAGUGGCGAUGCUACGUUCCAACAUAUCGCUAUAUGGACUCUCCUACAACUGCUCGAAUCCGAAGACAAAAGCUUGAUCGGACUUAUCGGCAAGUCAGACGAGAUUGUCGAAAUGAUCAAGCAGAUUUCGAACCGACAGGUCGAGUCCGAUAAUGAAUUCGAGGAGGACGACGAAGGUGAGGUUAUCAACCUCGCCCAGCGCUGCCUCGAACUGCUAGGCCAGAGCAUGUCGAAGGCGCACAUUGAGGGGUGA